UAAAAACUAAUUUUGAUUAGAAAAAUAGGAAAAUGAAAAAUUAACCGAAGAAAAACUAAGAAAACUGAUGAAUAAGUGAUAAAUUAUUGCGGAAAACUUGCAUCUAGAUCAGUUUUAUCUUUCCAUCCACCCUUAUUGAAUUUUUCUUCCUUUUUUUCUUAUAAAAAUAUGUGUUUUUUGUGCCAUGAAGAAGUGCUUAUUUUGAUCGUAUAAUUUUACUUCCAUAAUCCAUUUCAAGUGAUUUUUUACAUUGAUUUUUCAAUCUUAAUUUGAGAAAUGAAAUGAGCUCAUAUUCGUGUAAUGGAAAUGCUGAAACUACGUUGCCAUUUCAAACUAUUGAUCUUCACGUUACUCAUAAUAGCUUUCCUCAUAGCUUAUAAAUUUGUUAUAAUUCAACGUUACAUUUCUAAAUACAACGAUGGCGAAAGUCAUUACGCUGCAGUCCUCAGGCAUAAAGCAAAUGCUCAUUAUUACGGAAAUAAUCUAGUCGAUAUGAUCCUAAAUGACCAAAUAUACAGAGACAAUUAUGUAAAUGCGUUCAACGGUGAUCGAAUAAUUCACUUGGAUUUGAAAGGAGCACCGCCAUCGUUAAAUUAUUUCAAUCAGCUGUUCCCUUUACUGCAUUCGUUGAACGUUACCGGCUUAUUGAUAGAAUACGAAGAUAUAUUCCCGUACAGCGAUAAAUUCACACACGCUGCCAAUACGUAUUCGAAGGAGGAUAUCAGACACUUGUUAAAAUUGGCGAAAAAAUAUAAAUUAGAAAUAAUUCCAUUAGUGCAGACCUUCGGUCAUUUAGAAUUCGUGUUAAAAGUUUAUAAAUUCUUUCGUUUGAGAGAAGUGUUCAGAUAUCCGCAGUCCAUAUGUCCUAGUCAGAAUAACACUUUUGAAGUAAUCACUGGCAUGUUGGAUGAAGUUAUCGCUUUGCAUCCUGGUAUCAAGCAUAUUCAUAUAGGAUGCGAUGAAGUUUAUCAGCUAGGAGCGUGUCCUUUGUGUACUGCUAGAAUGACCGAAAAUCGAUGGGAUGUCAAAGGCUUAUUUUUAGACCACGUUACUAAAAUAGCCAAGUAUAUUCGUUCAACGUAUCCUGAUAUUAAACCACUCAUGUGGGAUGAUGAGUUACGUCGCAUUCCUGUAGAUAAUCUGAAAGAGUUUAAAAUCGGCGAAUUAAUCGAACCGGUGGUGUGGUAUUAUGACAAUCAAAUUCCAUUUAAAUUUUCAUUUUGGGAAAAAUACUCCAAAGUUUUUCCUGCUGUUUGGAUCGCAUCUAGUUUUAAAGGAGCUACUGGUCCAGAUCAAAUACUACCGAAUAUAACUUUCCACAUGGAAAAUCACAAAGCUUGGUUACGAAUCGUGGCAGAAUAUUCGUAUUUAAUCAAAUUCAAAGGAAUGAUGUUAACUGGUUGGCAACGUUACGACCACUUUGCUGUAUUAUGUGAACUUCUACCAGUCAGUAUUCCAUCGCUCGUCAACAGUUUGUUGAUAUUAAGAGGAUCCUCUUUAGCAUACACCGAAAUACCGAAAAAAGUAAAAGAUGUAGUCGCUUGUGGUAUCCGUGAGCAUUAUUUCGACAGAUGUAAAUUUCCAGGAGACGAUUUGUUUAUAGAAAUGAUAGCUUUUCAACGACUGCGAAAAGAAAUGGACGAAGUUUUGAAUAGCAAUUAUAUCAAAGGAUGGUUAACCGAACACAAUUUACAACAUGGUUAUUUCAAUCCUCUCUUAGUAGAAGAAUUAUCGUAUAAAGUACGCGAAUGUCAGGUGAAUUUGAAUCGAAGUAAAGAAAAAUUGGAAAGCGAACUAAACGAUAUUUACGAUUCGUAUACGGUAACUGAAUGGGCUGAAACAUUCGUUCAUCCGUAUUUCCAUAAAUUGGGACGUUUAUCGAACGUUCUUCACUAUAUCAUCAGUAUAACCGAAUGGUCUCCCAGGCCUAUCGAAAUAAUCAAUGGUAGAAAAGAUAAUUAGGUGAUAAAGAUUGCAGUUUACAAAAGUAACCUCGAUAUAGUCUUCUUGCUAGUCAGACUGAUUUCCAGUAAUUAUUGUUAAGCAAUUUUAAAUAGAAUUAAGAUGUGUUGGUUUAAUGUCUUCUACGUAUAAAGUAAGAUUUGAUUUUUUUUUUCUUCCAAAAAUUGUGUGUUUGUGAAAUGAUACGUUAGUUACAAUAUGGUACAUUAUAAGUAUAGGUAUCGAAAAGUGAAGAAAAGCAAGAAGAUAGCAAAUGCGCUUGCAAUAAUAGUAUUUCUCUGCUCGAUAUUUGUAAAUGUAAACCAUUUUUCUUUGUAAAGGCACCGAAAAUUAGUCCAUCAUGUAGUAAUUACACUUUCGGUGCAUAUAUAACGACAAAAUGAUUGUAGGUAACUAAUAUUGAUUUUAUUUUUCAUUAGUCUUACAUUUAUUUUCUUGCUUUUCAUUGUGAUUUUACAUAUUUGUAAAAAAUUUUAGUCUUUGAUACAAAAGUAUUUUUUUAACGAUUUUUUAAAAAUUUGAUUUUUUGCAUCAUUGUUUUUGUGCUUAUAUGUUAAGUAAUUCGAGUUUUCCUAUCGACGCGCUUCAUUUUUUGUUUGUUUGGA
Messenger RNA from Planococcus citri (citrus mealybug), 2567 nucleotides. Its product is annotated as hexosaminidase D-like. Gene Ontology annotation, molecular function: hexosaminidase activity. Gene Ontology annotation, biological process: carbohydrate metabolic process. The transcript has 7 exons. Lineage: Eukaryota; Metazoa; Arthropoda; Insecta; Hemiptera; Pseudococcidae. The record is from RefSeq and is a predicted model, not a curated record. Bases 301 to 1962 code for a protein of 553 amino acids.